Penicillium samsonianum is the source of this 825-nucleotide messenger RNA. RefSeq lists its product as uncharacterized. The coding region runs from base 1 to 825 and encodes 274 amino acids. The record is from RefSeq and is a predicted model, not a curated record. NCBI's taxonomy places the organism in Eukaryota, Fungi, Ascomycota, Eurotiomycetes, Eurotiales, Aspergillaceae. The transcript has a single exon.
AUGGCUCAACGUCAACUUUCGCGCACUCUGCCGAAGAACUUUACCUUCUCCCUCGGUGACAAUGAACCUAAGACUCCCGAGCGCCCUAGUACCUCUAUGAAUGUGCCUCCUCCACCUCGCCACUCAAUCUCCAGCGGCCGUCUACCCAGAGUUCGGGCUCGCGCUGGUACCAAUGUUUGCGCUCGCAUGGACAUGGAUAUGUUCCAAUUCCAUGGCUCCGAUGUUCCUCUGCCUUCAAUUGAAGUGCCCCAAUCGACUACCAACUUCGAAGCGCCUUUAUUUCGUGAUUUUGCCAACGAUGAGGGAUAUCUUGCGCCUCCUCGCGUGCGAAUGGAUUUUAAGACGCCACCUGCGCAGAUCCGCGGCACGCCUUUUGACACCUGCGACACUGGCAACCCAUGGCCAUCGUGGGACCAGACGCCUGGCCCAAACAACAUCAGGCGCCCAGACUCGGCCUGCUCGAGUCUCUCAAAUUCUUCGAUUGAAUCCAUUGAAACGUUCGCAUCGCGACCGUCUGUAGGAAGUUUCACUAGUGUCGAGAGCGACCUGUUUGACUCGUACUUCCCUUUAGAGAUGUCCAAAGAACCCGAGAUUGAGUCGCCUUCGCGACCCCAGAAGCAGUCGGCGAAUGUCAAAGUGUCCAAGAAGUCCUGGACCCGCGAGAUGGAUACCCACUUAUGGAAUACCUAUCAAAUCUACCUUCAAGACCCUACUAUGACCCCAUUCAAGAUGACCCCUGGCAGUAUCCCCCUCUCUGGGAGUCACCUCGCGUGUUGCGCGACGCGCCAAGAAGACAUGGGGGCAAAAGAGCAGUCGCAUUAUUGA